Populus euphratica (Euphrates poplar) is the source of this 854-nucleotide messenger RNA. Its product is annotated as PI-PLC X domain-containing protein At5g67130-like. NCBI's taxonomy places the organism in Eukaryota, Viridiplantae, Streptophyta, Magnoliopsida, Malpighiales, Salicaceae. Gene Ontology annotation, biological process: lipid metabolic process. The transcript has 5 exons. Gene Ontology annotation, molecular function: phosphoric diester hydrolase activity. The annotation marks the transcript as partial. The record is from RefSeq and is a predicted model, not a curated record.
AGAACAAUUCUUUGCCUUUCAACAAAUAUGCAUUUUUGGCGACUCACAAUGCCUAUGCUAUUGAUGGAUACCCAUCUCACACUAGAGUUCCUCGAAUCACAUUUACCAAUCAAGAAGACAACGUCAUGGAUCAGCUAAAUAAUGGAGCUCGAGCCUUGAUGCUUGAUACUUAUGAUUUUCGUGGAGAUGUAUGGUUAUGCCAUUCAUUUAAAGGACAAUGUCAUGACUAUACUGCAUUUGGUCCAGCUAUUGACACUCUAAGGGAAAUUGAAGCUUUCUUAUCUACACACCCAUCAGAAAUUGUUACAAUAAUUUUAGAAGAUUAUGUACAAGCCCCAAAUGGAUUGACGAAGGUCUUCACUGAUGCUGGCUUGAUGAAAUAUUGGUUUCCUGUGACAAACAUGCCCAAAAAUGGUCAAGAUUGGCCAUUAGUUAAUGACAUGGUCCAAAAUAACCAAAGGCUACUUGUUUUCACUUCAAUUCAAUCCAAGGAAGCAAGUGAAGGCAUUGCUUACCAAUGGAAUUUUAUGGUUGAAAAUCAAUAUGGGAAUGUUGGCAUGAAAGCAGGAAGUUGCACUAAUAGAAAAGAGUCAUCUUCUCUUAAUGACAAGAGUAGAUCAUUGGUGUUGGUGAAUUACUUUAGAUGUAUUCCUAUGAAGAAACUCUCUUGUGAAGAUAACUCAAGAAAUCUCAUAAAAAUGCUUCAUACCUGUAGCGGUGCUGCUGCCAACAGAUGGGCAAAUUUUGUUGCUGUAGAUUAUUACAAGAGAAGUGAAGGAGGAGGAUCAUUUCAAGCUGUGGACCUGCUAAAUGGGAAGCUAUUAUGUGGGUGUGAUGAUAUCCAUGCAUGUGUG